Molecule: messenger RNA, 2990 nt
Organism: Sphaeramia orbicularis (orbiculate cardinalfish)
Lineage: Eukaryota; Metazoa; Chordata; Actinopteri; Kurtiformes; Apogonidae
Product: arrestin domain-containing protein 3-like
Exons: 6
Coding region: 181-1629 (482 amino acids)
Biological process (GO): protein transport
Cellular component (GO): cytoplasm; plasma membrane
Source: RefSeq, a predicted model, not a curated record
ACAGACCGUCCAUGGCAGAGACAGCAGUAAACUAACAGGGCGUGUCCAGAACAGCCGCCAUGAGAGUGCAACUCCUGCCAAAAUAAUCUCUAAGGUCUAAAACAUUUGUGAACACGCUGGUCGGUUGAAACGUAACGCCUUCCGUAUUUGUUCAGUCUCUGUAACACUACUUUAGCCAAAAUGCCUACGAUUAGGGACUUCACGCUGACCUACGAUGCCUUGAAUGAUUUCGGGACGUUUUCGGAAGGAGAUACUAUAACUGGAACACUGAAAAUGCAUUUAGAUAAAGAGGCCAAAGUUGAAAGCCUGUUCGUUAAAGCUAAAGGAGAUGCUAAUGUGCACUGGUCGGAAAGACACGGCGACAGAAACCACUCAUACUCUGCGCACAGGAGAUUUUUCAAGUUGAAGCAGUUUUUAAUCCCAGAGAACACCAGUGGCACUGUCCUUCCCCCAGGGAGCCAUAUCUAUAAAUUCUCCUUUAAAUUACCAACAGGAAGCAUGCCUUCAUCCUUCAGGGGAAGUCAUGGAAAAAUUGUGUACUUACUUGAAGCCAAACUGGCCAGAGGUUGGAAGAUGGACCGUACAGUUGAAAAGGAGAUCUGUUUUGUCUCCAAGGCAUUUCCAAACAUCCAGCACCUGUUUUCACAGCAAGUUGGUUCAGAAACUAAAACACUGGGGAUUUUCAGUAAAGGAACUGUGCACAUGGAUGCUAUUAUUGACAAGCAGGCUUAUGCACCAGGUGAUACAGUUUCUAUUGUUGUAAAAAUCAACAAUUCAUCAUCCAAAGACAUGACACCCAAAAUCAGUUUAAACCAGCAUGUGGUGUACCGUGCGAAUGGGCAUACCAAACAUCAUCACAGCGUUGUCGGCAAAAUUGUUGGUGACUGCAUUAAUGAGAAAACACAGAAGGAUAUCAGACACAAAAUGACGAUUUCCCCUGAGACUCCACAGACAAUUCAGAAUUGUGAUGUGUUGUCAGUGCAGUACCAUUUAAAGGUGUAUCUGGAUAUCAGCUUCUCUUUUGAUCCAGAGAUUGUGUUUCCAGUGGUCAUUAUUCCUCGUGAUUUAACUCCAGGCUAUGUUCCAAGUGCGGGCCCAAGUCACAGCGACUUCACUCCCCCUGCAUUUCAGAUGGGUCCUUAUCCACCUGGGGCGACUGGAGGUCAAAGUAACAGUGACUUCCCUCCUCCAGCUGCACAUUUAAGCACUCCAGGAUACCCAGCAGCGCCAGCCUAUUCAGCACCCCCACCUGUCUACCCAGGUUAUCCGUCAGUGCCUGGUACAUCCGGAAUGUACCCUGCUCCGCCCACGCACAUGUCAGGGGGGUACAACCCGCCACCACAGCAGCCUUAUCCAUACGGAUCCCCUUUCUCAGCCUCAUCAUCAUCUUCUAUGCUUCACCCUCCUCCAAGUGCCCCAGCGUUUCAUCCACCCUCCACUGACCCAGCAAUGCCUCAGUUUCCUUCUGCUCCAACGAUGUUCAACACGUCCCCAAAUGCUACCACAAACAACCUUAUGCCUUCUGCACCGAUGAUGAACACAGACUUUCUGUCUCAGUCAGAUGAGGCUCCUCCAUCUUAUUCAGUCCUUUUCCCUUCUUCAACUACUGAAAACUCUGAUGCAAAAUAAUUGAAUACCGUAUUUAUGAUAAAUCAUAUUAAUCAUCAGAUAGUUGGUGAAAUAUUAGAUACAACUUUCUGUCUUCUUACUACAAACUGCCAAAUAAUGCCACAUUUUGACUACUUGGUACCGACUUGGCUCGGCCUUUUUGCAUUUCCAUUACGUAAAAGAACCUGGAAUCUGGUACCCAGUACUAGUUUUUUGGUAUCUACUUCACCAAGGUUCCAAGACGAGGGAAGAGAUACUAAAACGUGAUCUGUAAACACUGCAGACCACUAAUUGGUCAGUUUUCUCUGCGUCAUUGCACUUUCAAUGUGUGACCCGCUAUUUUUUGUUUUUUAAAAACAGACGCGGAAGUUUACAGUAAAUAUCCCAGUAGGUUAAUUCACAUGAUGGCAGCCUGCAAAACUACACAUUUGGUUGAUCAAGAAUAUUCAGACAUUUCUGUCCUUGGUGGCUGACAAAAAAAUUCAGCAUGAGCUUGACAGAACACCAUGUAACAAGUGAGUUUAUCAGCAACUUUCUGAGCAGACAUCACGGAAGUUACGUGCAGCGUUGCUAUGAUGUCCAGGUGCUCUAAAGUUGGUAUUAUCCUGUAAUGGAAACGGUCUCCAGGAAUAGUACCUGGUACCUGAGUCGAGUUGAGUUGAGCCGGUUCCACAUAUUGGAAAUGUGGCGUAAGUGUAUGGACAGUAUGCCUUAUGAUCAAACAGUGAUCAUCAAAUGGGAAGUGAAAUAUUAAAUACCACUUCCUGUUUUCUGUGACUCAAAACUCUGCCAAAUAACUGUGUAUGCCUUAUGAUCAUGUAAUUGUACAACCUGGUAAUAUGAAACACCAUGAUGUCUUUAGCUAACACUAUGAGUGCUACAGAAAGUUCAGGUGAAAUGGGCAUUUUGUGCAGUCUUUACUCUCCGCAUGUAAACGUUUGUAUUUAUAUGCAUGGGACUGUUUGGUAUUUAGCAUAUUGUUGGUAACUCCUUUGCUUAAGGUAUAAUUGAGUAUCUCCAGCUGCUAACAAGUGCUCAAUACUCUGUUUAUACUGUGGUUUUAUGUGACAUGUUGAACUCAAGUGUCCUACAUUAACAGUAGAUAAGUUUUAAUAUUACUAUAGUUUAAAUCUGCCAGGCUACCUCUUUGCUCUGUGUAAGAAACAAUCAUUUCAGUAUUUUUUUUUUUUUUUUUAAUAAAUAAUGUUAUUGUUUAAGAGGCCCAUAUAUUUUCAUUUAUCUGCAGUUGAAGUUCACAACUACUGAACCCUCUGUAUAUUUUUUUUUUUUCAAUAUAAUCUAUUUUGCAAACUGGACUUAUAUUCAGCAAUUUUCUGGACUUUCUCUGACAGAUUUAAAUAAAAGAUUUUAAGUGCAGCUUU